GGGCCACGCGGGCGAGGGCUGCGGGAGGCGGGGCGCCCGGGCCGGGGGCGGAGCGGCGGCCGCAGCCGUGAGCCCGCCCCCCGCUCGCCCUCCGCCGGCCGGCUGGCGCGGCCAUGGAGGUCUACAUCCCGUCCUUUCGCUACGAGGAGAGUGACCUGGAGCGGGGAUACACGGUGUUUAAGAUAGAAGUGCUAAUGAAUGGAAGAAAACAUUUUGUUGAAAAAAGGUACAGCGAAUUUCAUGCCUUGCACAAAAAGCUUAAGAAAUGUAUAAAAACUCCAGAAAUCCCUUCUAAACAUGUCAGAAACUGGGUCCCAAAAGUUUUGGAACAGCGACGACAAGGUUUGGAAACUUAUUUACAGGCUGUCAUUUUAGAAAAUGAAGAACUUCCCAAACUCUUUCUUGAUUUCCUAAAUGUGAGACACUUGCCCUCUCUACCAAAGGCAGAAAGUUGUGGAUCUUUUGAUGAGACAGAAUCUGAAGAGUCAAGCAAACUGUCCCACCAGCCGGUGCUGCUGUUCCUCAGGGAUCCAUACGUCUUGCCUGCAGCCAGCGGUAAUCAAACCUGUCAUCUGCUAACAGCUCUUUACUGAUCUGACCCUGCACCACAUAAACCACGUUUUUAAUACAGAUUUUCCAAAUGUGGUUAUUGAAGGAGUUCUCCAUGGGAUAUUUUACCCUCAUCUGCAGCCCAGGUAGAAAUCCUACUUGGCUCAAAGAAGCUGAAGCAAGUUUUCAAAGUCAUAGUCAAAGAAAUCGAUAUCUACCAAAUUAACCUAAACUCUAUGGCAUAACAGCUCUAGCUAGUGGUAAAAUCCACAGUCCCAGCUUAAUUCAGGGCAGGGACGUUUCCAUUAGAAUGGUGCUUUUAAAAAUAGAAACUGUACCAGGGUGGUGGUCAGGUUAAGGCCGAGUGUUUAAGAAGUAGAAGUAGCUGCCAACUUAGAAACCCAUCAAAGGAGGUCACGGUAGAUUGCUGGGAGCACAGAGUGUCGCCGAAGUUACUCUCUGCUUCAGUCGCACCAUUUACUAAUUGAACAUCAUAUCCUGAAUCAUCCUGAGACUGAUCAGCUUUGGUGGAUUUUUGUUCAGAUCUCAUGACACACUAAUCUUUUCAUCCUGCAAUUUUCUUGGCCGGUGAUUGUACAUUCGGAAGUGCUGGCACCAGAAGAACGUCACAGAAACACACUGUGCUGUGAGGAAGGAACCAAACUGGAAAUUAAAUUUUAUUGACAGUAUUAUGACAUUUAAAAAUCAUGGCAUUUUAAUUUAUACUACAGUGGAGUUAUAUCCUGUCCCAGAAGUGAACUUCUAACAGCAGUGCCUAAGAGGAAAUGGUGUGUUAGGACUACCCUUGAAAGCCCUUUAAAAAGGUACCAUAUUGGAAGUCUGUACACCCACCCAUCAAGUCUCUUCUCCAGUGUUGGAAGAUAAUAGUGUUCCUUUGAAGACCAAAUUUCAUUGAUGGUGGUGGUUUGGGGGCAAUUGUGU
This is a messenger RNA of Marmota flaviventris (yellow-bellied marmot), 1491 nucleotides long. The record is from RefSeq and is a predicted model, not a curated record. Lineage: Eukaryota; Metazoa; Chordata; Mammalia; Rodentia; Sciuridae.